AAAUACCAGUCCCGGGAUGAUUUUACAACAGACUCCCUGGAAGUGCCCAAGCUGAGCUGUGGAAGACACACAUCGAUGAAAGCAAAGCAAAGCCGCCAAGCCACCAGCAUGUCCUCGUCUCUUCGAGUAAGCCCGUCCAUCCACGGCUACCACUUCGACACAGCUGCUCGCAAGAAAGCUGUAGGCAACAUCUUUGAAAACAUAGACCAGGAGUCCCUGCAGAGGCUCUUCAGGAACUCCGGAGACAAGAAGGCAGAGGAGCGAGCCAAGAUCAUUUUUGCCAUCGACCAAGAUUUGGAGGAGAAAACUCGAGCCCUCAUGGCCCUGAAGAAGAGGACAAAAGACAAGCUUCUUCAGUUUCUCAAACUGCGUAAAUACUCCAUCAAGGUACACUGAGCAUAGCAGGAUGGGUAAGGAGCUUCUCCACCAAUGGACCUUUAAAGACCCAGUGAGCCUGCCAGCCCUGGCAGGGGCCGUGUCCUGCGCAAAGGCUUGAGAGCCUCCUCCGACAGGACCCCGAGGAUGGAAAGGGACAUAGCUCGCCAGCUACAUAAAGACUUCCAACUCAAUGAAGCCCCGAGCUGUCCCACUGAGAGCAAAGUGCCUUCAGCAGGCGUUGAGAACUCUCAUAGCAGGAAAGGACCUACAUAGCCUGAGAGGAUGGAGUCACAGACCAGAACAUGGCAUUUGUGAGGACUGAGCGCACGCACCCAAGGGCGUCCGCACCUUGCCCUAAGACUAAACUCAAACCUAACUUGGUUUUUGUUCUUGUUCUUGUUUGGUUUGUUAUUUUGUUUUCUUUCUUUUC
This is a messenger RNA of Arvicanthis niloticus (Nile rat), 808 nucleotides long. It is a transcript of the gene Tcim, whose product is annotated as transcriptional and immune response regulator. Gene Ontology annotation, molecular function: Notch binding. Lineage: Eukaryota; Metazoa; Chordata; Mammalia; Rodentia; Muridae. The record is from RefSeq and is a predicted model, not a curated record. Gene Ontology annotation, cellular component: nucleus; cytosol. Gene Ontology annotation, biological process: negative regulation of Notch signaling pathway; endothelial cell activation involved in immune response.